Molecule: messenger RNA, 1247 nt
Organism: Dentiscutata erythropus
Lineage: Eukaryota; Fungi; Glomeromycota; Glomeromycetes; Diversisporales; Gigasporaceae
Source: the annotation of a GenBank genome assembly
CAACCCAUAAUCGAAUGCCAAAUAUAAUCAUAACAGAUGGUGAUCCUGCUAUGAAACGGGCAGUAAUUACAGAAUACCCAGAAACACAGCACUUUAUAUGCAUUUGGCAUAUUAAAGAAAAUUUUAAAAAAAUGCUUCAUGGCAAAUUAGGUAAUCAGUACUCUAUAGCAAAACAGUAUUUAAAACAUCAAUUAUAUAAAAGGCGAUCUUCUUGGGCAUGUGCUUUCAGUGCUUUAGUAUUUACACUUGGCAUUCAAUCAAUAUCCUUUGUUGAGAGCCAGAAUUCAUAUAUUAAACGUGUCAUAAAUAAUAGCAAUAUAUCACUUUGUGAUAUUGGUAAAAUAUUAAUAGAGCGUAGUGAAGAGGAACGAAAGCAUAAACUUAUUGAAGAAUGGAAAAAUAAUAUUCCUAAUACAACAUGUAUCUCUACUCAAAUGAAGGAAAGUAUAUACUAUGUCUCUAAUCGCACUACUAUUGAAGCUGAAUCUCUCAAAGUUCAGGAGCCCUCACAAAUUGAUGAUUUUAAUAAUGAUCAAAAAAUCAAUCACAUUGUAUUUCUUUUAGAAAAUGUAUCAUACAUGUGCACUUGUCUUAUGCAACAAAAUCGAGGACUUUUAAUUGCAAAACGCUGGAUUCCAAAAAAUCAAUGGCAUAACGUAUCAAAAGAACGUGUAUAUCGUGGUCAACGAUUUAACAAUAAUACUAUGAGUUUGGACAUUAAUAUUAAUAUUCUGGAUAGUAAUAUAACAAACUUAGAGAGUAAUGAAGAAAAAUUUAAAUGGUUGUGUCCAUUUAAUAGUAGUAAUGACAUUGUUGAAGAGACUACUACAAAUGAUGCAUUUGUUGAAGAGCAACUCUUCUACAGAAAUGUUUGGGGUCUUAACUAUUUGAAAAAAAUUCAUAGACAAGAAGAAGAGCUUGUUAGAACUCAAGAAGCCCAUAACAAUAUGUCAUCUAAUAAUUUUACUGAGCAACAUCAAAAUACUAUCAGUACAGAGAAUGUAGAGUUGUCAACACAAUUUAAAAAUUCUCGCAAAGUGUUUGUAAGAGUAAGGCCUAAAUCUGCAAGUCAUCGUAACCAAACAUCGGGGAGUGCAAAUAACAAAAAAAAACAAGGAAAACAAGGAAAAUGUGGAUAUAAGUGCAGAAUAUGUAAAAAGUCAGGUCAUAAUGCUGCAACAAGUUCAAAGAUAAUAAAAAGUGAUGAAACCAAUGAGACUGAUGAGACCGAUAUAACAGAAGAGUAA